CAUCUAUUCUUUCAAUGAAAAGCCUUUCAAACGGAAGGAAAGCUGUAUUUAGUGCUCGACUUUCUCAGAGGCGGCGACCUAUUCACUCGUCUCAACAAAGAAGUAAUGUUCACUGAAGAGGACGUGAAGUUUUAUUUGGCGGAACUGGCGCUGGCGCUCGACCACUUGCACACACUCGGCAUCAUAUACAGGGAUCUGAAGCCAGAAAAUAUUCUGUUGGACUCGACCGGACACAUUAGUCUCACGGACUUCGGUCUCAGCAAAGAGUCGCUAAACAACGAGAAGUCGUUCUCCUUCUGCGGGACCGUCGAGUACAUGGCGCCCGAGAUUAUCAGCCGUAAGGGCCACACGACGGCAGUGGACUGGUGGUCGUUCGGCGUACUUAUGUUCGAGAUGCUGACCGGUGUCCUACCAUUCCAGGGGACCAACAGGAAGGACACG
Molecule: messenger RNA, 441 nt
Organism: Oppiella nova
Lineage: Eukaryota; Metazoa; Arthropoda; Arachnida; Sarcoptiformes; Oppiidae
Source: the annotation of a GenBank genome assembly